AUGUUACCGGACUUCUUAUGUAGACCACUGAUCAUGUUAUUUGGCAUAUUAUAUCCAGGAUAUAUGUCAUACAAAGUGCUCAAGACAAAGCGAUCAACAAAUUAUGGGAUAUGGCUAAUGUAUUGGAUAACCUUUUCGAUGUUCACUUCAGUAGAGACCAUAACAGACAUAUUUAUUGGUCCUUGGUUGCCAUUUUACAAUGAGCUGAAGCUAUUGUUUCUUUACAUGACUUAUCCAACUUCAGACAGCUCUCUAACUUAUGUGUACAAAAAUAUUAUAAGUCCAUUUAUAAAACGACAUGAAAAGGAUAUUGAUGCUCAAAUAAGCAAUUUUAAGAAAGGUGGCUUACAGACCUUGAUGAUAACAGGCAAAAAUUGUACAAAUAUUUUCUUGAAGCUGGCUAUAAAAGCUUUCCAAAUUUAUGGGAUACAAGCUGUUCAGUUACAAAAUAUUAGUAUGAAUAUAGAUACAACCUUGGUUGAGAAUAGCGAACCAGAUGGAGAUAUUAAUUGGGAAGAAGUCAUUAAUGAUUCUGAAGACGACACUUCAUUCAAGAUGACUAGUUCAUCAGAAUCUAUAACUUCUUUAGUAAGAGAGGAACCACCUGAAUAUUCUUUCUCAGACAUGUAUGGAAAUGCACAGACAAAAGACAGUGGAAUAACAUAUGAUCCACCGUCAUCUAACACACGAAGAAGAAAAAAAGCACCUUGA
This is a messenger RNA of Macrosiphum euphorbiae (potato aphid), 711 nucleotides long. Lineage: Eukaryota; Metazoa; Arthropoda; Insecta; Hemiptera; Aphididae. The record is from the annotation of a GenBank genome assembly.